This is a messenger RNA of Diutina rugosa, 2802 nucleotides long. RefSeq names its product Zcf17p (gene ZCF17). Gene Ontology annotation, molecular function: DNA-binding transcription factor activity, RNA polymerase II-specific; zinc ion binding. The transcript has a single exon. Bases 1 to 2802 code for a protein of 933 amino acids. Lineage: Eukaryota; Fungi; Ascomycota; Pichiomycetes; Serinales; Debaryomycetaceae. Gene Ontology annotation, biological process: regulation of transcription by RNA polymerase II. The record is from RefSeq and is a predicted model, not a curated record.
AUGGCUCGCCCAGUGAAAGCGCCAUCGCAGUCGUCGCCGCGACCCCUGGCGCCCUCGGCGCCGCUAGCGCGCCCUCUAAGCGGUCAUCGGCGCCGGCAGCGCUCACCCAAGUCGCUGGCGCCGGCGUCGGCGUCAUCGUCGUCAUCGUCAUCAACACUGUCGUUGACAGCCACCGCCGCCGUCGCCGCGUCCACCACCACCACUGGGGCCCUGCUAUCGCUGGCACCGUCGCCGCCGCCGCCGGCACUGACACGGCGCCGACAUACCAACUCCAAGCUUGGCUGUGCCAAUUGCAAGCGCAAAAAGAUCCGCUGCGACGAACAGCUCCCCCAGUGUGGCAAAUGUGCCCGGGGCAAGCGCGAGGUGUGCCUGUACUUGCUGCUCUCCCAGGCGGAGAUCCAGCGCAUUCGGCUCACCCACUCGCUCCGUAACUCACAAAACAAGCUUCUCGAGCUCGAAUACCGGCUCCCGGCGCUGGCGCUGGCGUCAGCGGUGGUAGCCGGCCAGGGAGUGCUUUCAGGGGCACUGCUAGAGGCAGCUUUGGGCGCUGGCGUCUGGAAUGGUGCCGCUGUUGAUCACCACGGCCUCAGCGCCAAUAGCGCCGGCGCCGCCCUCGAAUUUGUCCACGAAGGCACUGACCUCCCCCCGCUCCCACAAUGGCGCUACGGCGAGCUCCGUUUCGUCGCUGUCGGCGAGACCGACUUUGAGUGGGAUCUGGCACUGCUGUCGGCAGCGCUGACGGCGCCGGCAGUAGCGCCGGCGAUGGUCGCACCGCUGGUGGCGCCGCUCACGCCAUUGCUGCUAGCUCCAGUAGCGCCACUGCUCCCGGUGCCGGUAACACCCUUGCCACCACUGGGAGCAACGGCGCCGCCGCCAAUGGCGCCACUGUACCCGCGCCCGGCGCCGCGCACGUUGCCGGUACCGGGCCUUGCGUUCGUGCCGACGCCGAUACCGCCGGGACUACCGGUACAAAAAGUAGCGAAGCUCGCAAUGAACCUGACCCGCGUCAUCGCCCGCGAGUUCCCCCGACCACUGCCGCCUCUCGCCCCGCAAUUUAAUGCUGCUCCGGGCCAGAUCCCGCCGCCAGCGCUGCUGGUGCAGCUCCGCAACAUUCUCCCCGGCGGCUACUACCAACCGUGCCGAUUCCCCAAGACCAAGCGCAAACCGCGAGACCACUCCUUCCACAGCCAUAGCCACGAACACCACCGCGGCAAGCUGAUCGGCCGCGGCCCAUGUCUGAUAGGGUGCUCGCAUUUCCGCAUCGGCAAGUUCUCGCUUUUGGAGCACAUCAGCGCUAUGCUCGAGCUGAACCAGCAGCCGGUCGGAGGUGAGUUAGCUUGGGGGUGUCUCCUCUAUAUCGGGGCGCUGGCGGUGCUGAAUACGUUGCGGAAGAAGCUGGUGUACCACCCGCAGUUCAGCGCCAACAUCGACUACGUCGCGUUGAGCCUGGCGCUAGGGGUACGAGCACGGAAGCUCGGGCAGCAGAUCCGCCGCCAGUUCACCACCCACAUCCAGUUGUUGGUGCUGACGUGGCACGAGUUCGCCGACAUCAAGUACUUGCGGCAGACGAUGAUGGCGUUGGGGUUCUCGUUUCUCCUCGUGGUGCUUGCCGCCGACCUCCUGUUUGAGGAGUACUAUGAAGUCAGUGAGAAGUGGGCGGUGAUGAUCAAGGAAGUAGGCAAGUUCGCCGAGGUGUUCGGCACCAACUUGCGCCAGGAGGGCGAGGACCGGCUGAUCGCCGGCUACUCGGUGCACCAGAUCGGCCACAACAUCAGCGGGCUGAGGGUGCCUCCUUAUCCGCCGCAAUUUGUGUCGGAGCUCGUCGAUAACUUUGUGCGCCUUGAGCCGAUGUUUCUGAUCCCCUUAGCUCGAUUCUCGCAGUGUCUGGCCGAGUACACCGAGCUCCAGUACGAGUACUCGCAGUUGCUCGACUACCUUCGCGAUCUAGCCACGGUGGUGACGAAGCUGGCGCAGGACAAGGACACCAUGACCGUGUACCCGUUUCCGGACAUCUGGCGGUUAUUGAAAAGCUGGCACCGCAAGGUGCCCACGGGCGCGUUGGCAUUCAACCCCAAACGCAUUGUCCAGGAUACCGACGAGCGCCAGUUCAUAUGCGACCUCAAGGCGACACUUUACAUGUACUACCAGGCGACGCUGGUGGCGCUUGAGGCGAUAUUCCCCUGUACAAAGUAUCUUUGCACCACGCAAUUCAUGGCGCCGUCCCACGACUUUUUCCGCAAUAAAGCCGCCAUGACCCCUCGAGACACCCCGUUCCACGCCCUCGCGGGUCCGCGGACGGCGGCUUCGCUCCAGAAGCAUAAUUAUUACGCCAUGCGGCUAUAUACCUUUUUCAAGCACCGCUACUUGUUGUACCACCAGUACAUCCAGUGGACCCAGCCGUUCCCCGAGCUGCUCCGCCAUCACCGGUUUAAGCUGAGGGCAAUCACCAACGCCCACGAGGUGCCGAUAUCGCUGUUCAACAACACGUUGAUCCGGCCCGAGCAUUACCCCACCAAGGAGAAACACACUCCUGUCACCGAGCACGACUCGUUUUUGACUCGUACCGACGAGACCAUGGACAAUCAGGUGUACUCUCGCAACAUUGAGCGGCUCAACUUGUUCCAGCUGAACGUGCAGUUCGAUUAUGGCACAAUGAUGCUUUUGAGCGACUAUCGGUACGACGACAGCCAGCUCCACUUCCACGAUAAUGAGUUGACGGUGGCGGGGUUUGUCGAGUUUUAUGAGGACCGGGUGUUGCUCUUGAGGGAUGCCAUGGGGUGGACAAAGCCAGAGCCAUCAUAG